AUGCCACCAAACCAAAGAAAAUCAUUGCUAACUAAUGAAGAAAGAAUUAAUCGACUUAAAGAAGCUCGACUUAAAUAUGGAAAUCUAAGCAAAGCGAGAACUUCGAAAUCACAGCAAUCAGCGCUUAUCGGAACGUCGAAACCUCGACAAGGUAUUUCUACAAGAACUUCUCAAUCAAAAGAACAUCCGAAAACAAAGUCUCAAGCUUCAACUGUUGUUGAUUUUGAACCUUGUCCCGAAUCUUUAAAAAUGAUUGACAGUGGGAAAGUUGUGAUUCCGCGAAGCACAUUCGGAAGACCAUCAUUAAACGAAAGGAAAUCUAUUGCUCCAAGACCUUCUAUCAGUGGAAGAAAUCCUAGGCAAUUUAGAAACUCUGUUGCCAAUGAGCCACGAAGUAGUCUUCUUCCACUUGGAAUCAAUGUAUUUCAUGCAAACGAACAACAGAAAAAUGAGUUAUCGCAGUACUUUUCAAGCCAGGCGUCGCGUUCCAGUCUUGCCCCAAAUUCCGAUACAUCAAACUGUCCAACACCUAGUCGAGCUUCUUCUUCUUCAGUGUUUGGACGGAUUGGAUUAAAAUCAGCCAAUACGUCCGUUAUUGAGCAAAGAUCGCAAACGAUUCGAUUCAUGGAAACAAAUGUGAUCCAGGAGCAACGGGAAUCUGCCGAGUCAUGCGAGAUCGAAACCGAAUCGGAAUCGGCUCGCAAACAUAGCCCCUGUCGAGACCCCAAUUUUGUUCCAAAAUCAAUUUUGUCAACAAAAAAGAAGCCAAAAAAGAGUAUUAUUGGCAAUCUUAAAACCAUAGCAUCUCCAAUAACAUUAGGAACAUUUGAUUCGAAUUCGAUGAAUGAGGAAAACUGUGAAAAUAAGAAGAAUGUUAGUAAGAUCAUUGAGGAUAUGACCAGUUUAAUCGACGCAUUGAAAACAUGCAAAGAGGAUCCGACAGUAUCCGAUGUUGUUAAACUAAAAGUAUUAAAAGAAGAUAUUGAAAAAAUUAUUUCCCGGAAAACAAUUCGUGAGUCCCUCAACGAAUCGAUUGUGGAUGUGAAUGAACCGUUGAGAUUCCUGCAAGGUGCUGAAACUCUCAUGAAAACUCCGAAAGCUUUUAAGGAAUUUCGCGAAAGUAUUCCCCCUAUUGCGCCAUUAAGUGAUAUUGUUGAAAGUAUCUUGAAUUCACAAUCCCCAGAAGAGGAUAAAACGCCUCUUCCAAAAAGACGUCGGUCAGUGAGAAAAUCUUCUGAGCUCAAAAUUCGCGGAGGACUCGUUGUGAGAGAGCCUGUAGAUGCUGUAAGUGAUCAUUUUUAA
This is a messenger RNA of Caenorhabditis bovis, 1302 nucleotides long. Lineage: Eukaryota; Metazoa; Nematoda; Chromadorea; Rhabditida; Rhabditidae. The record is from the annotation of a GenBank genome assembly.